CUAUUUUAGGGUUGUUUUGAGGGCGAGUGGAUCGUCUGAGCUCAGCCAGUUGUUUGGGGACGCCUUGAUCUAAUCGGUAUUUGUCGCUGGAGACGAAUGUGUACCGAAUACCUGCAAAAUGUGAAGCUUCGGAGUCUAUCGGCAUAUUUUAUUAGACAAAAUUUCUAGUCAGAAGGAUUAAACUCUAGUUUUUGGGGUAUUUCUGGGUUAACGCCGUUCCUGUGUGCAUGUUCUGCAUCGCAUCGUAGUUUGGUUAAGCACCGGGUGUCUGGAUGGAUAUCUGCGCACAUGACAGGCUAGACCGCUUCAUAUAGAAUAAAAAUCUCUCAAAUAUUUAAACCUUUAAUUUCGGAUUGACAGAAGAAAUCCAGGUUCGAUAAGUAAAUCUAAACGUGUAGUCCCGUUUGCUCUCGUAUGUUUUCUCUCGGAGUUCCUCCCCCUGCGGCGCUGGGCGGAGUUUCAUACCGAACCAGACGCUCCUUUUGUCGGAUCCGUUUCGACUCGACUCCCCGGGGUUUACGGCUGAAAAAUACCACAGUUUAUACCAGAUAUUUACACCAAAUGUGCUUAGGUCGAGUGUUAUACUAAUCGCCAAGACCGUCUGUCACGAAGUGGUGCGAAAGGGUUUGAGGCUUUGUGAAGCUCCACUCUGGCAUAUUUGGUCAGAGCCACCUCGACUGAGUCGUCAUGAAUGGCAGUAACAGUGUGAGUGGCACCCAGACUGGGCGGAUACAGCUCGAGACAGAUGUCAAUUCAUGGAGUAAGGAGGAUUGUCUGACUCUGCUGGAGAGAAUCCGGAAUAUGUUGCCAGACGGAGACACGCUGAAAUACAAGACCACCGAGUCUCAUUUUGACUGGGACAAAGUGGGUUUUGGAAACUACACCGGAGUCAUGUGCAAACAGAAAUGGCAGAAGGUUUCUACAGAGGUGCGGAAAUACAGGACGAUGACGGAGCUUAUCGUCGAUGCAAUAGAAUUUGUAAAGAACCCUUACAAAGGAAAGAAACUGAAGACACAUCCGGACUUCCCGAAGAAGCCCCUCACACCUUACUUUCGUUUCUUUAUGGAGAAGAGAGCCAAGUAUGCAAAAAUUCACCCAGAGAUGAGCAACCUAGAUCUCACAAAGAUCCUCUCCAAAAAAUACAAAGAGCUUCCAGAGAAGAAGAAGCUCAAAUACAUUCAGGAAUUCCAGAGGGAGAAGGAGGCUUUUGAGAAGAAUAUGGCCCGCUUCAAAGAGGAUCACCCUGAACUUAUAGAAGAGCGCAAGAAAUCAGACCUUCCAGAGAAACCCAAGACCCCUCAGCAGCUUUGGUACAACCAUGAAAAGAAGGCCUUCAUGAAGCUCCACCCAGAAGUAAGUCAGAAGGAACUGAAAGAAGCUUUACGCCGUCAGUGGUCUCAGCUUUCAGAUAAGAAGCGACUGAAAUGGAUCAGCAAAGCCCUGGAGCUCCAGAAAAACUAUGAGGGCAGUAUGAGAGCGUACCAUGAAGCGCACCCGGAUUCAAACUCAGAUGAGCACAUCAAGUCCGUCUUAACCAAAGCCGAACGACAGCUCAAGGACAAGUUUGACGGGCGGCCGACUAAGCCACCACCGAACGGCUAUUCUCUAUACUGCGCUGAGCUGAUGGUGAACAUGAAGGAUGUGCCGAGUACAGAGAGGAUGGUGCUGUGCAGCAAGCAGUGGAAAAUUAUGACCCAGAAGGAAAAGGACAUGUUCCAGAAACGAUGUGAACAGAAAAAGAAGCAGUAUGAGGUUGAUCUUCAGAGAUUCCUGGAGACCCUGCCAGAUGAGGAACGGGAUCGAGUACUGACCGAGGAGAAGCUGGGAGGCACCAAGCUCAGUAUGCUCUGCAGUGCUUUUGGUGCUAAAUCCCCUGUAAGCAAGGACCGCAGCCGUGACCCAGUGGUAGACCAGUGGGCGCAUGGCCAGACAAAAGAUAAGAGGGAUGGAAAGAAGAAGGCACAGCUCCCGGAGACUCCCAAAACUGCUGAGGAGAUGUGGCAGCAGAGCGUGAUAGGAGACUACCUGGCCAAAUACAGGAAUGAUCGGAAAAAAGCACAGAGCGCCAUGGAGGCUACCUGGAAAGCCAUGGAGAAAAAGGAGAAGAUCCCAUGGAUUAAAAAGGCUGCCGAGGACCAGAAGCGAUACGAGGUUCAGUACCGGACCGUGAGGGAGCUGGUCGAGAUGAGAACGGUGCCCACCGUACAGGGUCGGAGGAAACCCAAGUUUGACGGAGAACCCAAGAAACCUCCAGUGAGCGGCUAUCAGAUGUUCUCGCAGGAGCUGCUGACCAACGGCGAGCUGAAUCACUUCAGCCUGAAGGAGCGCAUGGUGGAGAUCGGUAAGCGCUGGCACAAGCUCAGCCAGAGUCAGAAGGACAAGUACAAGAAGCAGGUAGAGGAGCAGCAGCUGGAGUACAAAGCCGAGCUAGAAGCCUGGGUGAAGUCUCUAUCUCCUCAGGAACGAGCGGUUUAUAAAGAGUUUACUGCUGCAAAACGGCGAAGCACGUCAAAGACAGGAGGUCCCGGGGCCAAAGUGCGCGUCACCAAGGGCAAGGCGGUAGGUGACCGAGCUGCCGCGCUGGGGGCCGGGGGGGGCAAACGUUCCAUGGCGUACCGGGUCAAGGACACCUCAGAGUCAGAGGAGGAGGAAGAAAAGUCAGACUCGACAGAUUCCGAGGAGGAAGACGACGAGUCCUCCGGUUCCUCGGAUAGUGACGACGACGAGGAUGAGAACGAUGACGACGACCAGUCUGAGGGUUCAAGUGGCUCAACAGACGAUAGCAGCGAAUACGAUUCGGACUAAUGCAUCCGACCCUUAAAGGGUGUUUGGGGGCUGUGCAGGACACACCCCUUUAGCAACCUCCCUCGAGAAAAUGAGGGAGGGACCGGCGACUGUGAGCGCCACAGCACGCGCCAGUGUUUCCCUCUCGUCUAAGAAAGGGAGAGCACCUGCAAGGGCGACGGCUCUCCCCUCGAAAUGUCCACGUCACAGACUCAAAGUCAAGCGGACAACCUCUGUUAUUAACGAGCUGUUACGUGUGUGUUUAUUGAAGCAUUUUUAUUGCCUUUAUAUAGGUGUGUUAUUAAAUUGGUGUUGCCUGUUCCUUUUUUAAUCAUUUGAUAAAAGCAGUUUAAGUUUUUCGAGAGCGUCAUCGUUGGUCUGAGGUUGACCCUGGGUGAUGAAUGGAUUGAACAGAGUGCGAGACGCCCAGCCGCCUGGGAUGGAUGUUUGUACACCUCGGUCCAUUUGUUGAGGCUCAGAGCGCUGUGUUAAGCUACUCUGGUCAUGUUUGUUCAUUUUUUUUGGACAGAUCAGCCACAAUAAAUGCACUUUUUCUCUUUUA
This is a messenger RNA of Trichomycterus rosablanca, 3346 nucleotides long. It is a transcript of the gene ubtfl, whose product is annotated as upstream binding transcription factor, like. The transcript has 20 exons. The record is from RefSeq and is a predicted model, not a curated record. Lineage: Eukaryota; Metazoa; Chordata; Actinopteri; Siluriformes; Trichomycteridae. Bases 688 to 2805 code for a protein of 705 amino acids.